CGCUGGCAGCUCCCUCCCUGGGAGUCAGAGGGACCUGCAGCCGAGUUGGAGGUGCAAACGGAAAAAGAGGAGAAUCAUCUUUUGUCACGUUUGAGCUGAUGUGAAGGCUUCCCCCUGCGUUUCAAUCGUUUGCUGGUCUCGCUGGAAGCAACGUGUGCGUGCUCGCUGCCGUCAAGGUAGUGUGUUCGUCGCCAUGGGGAUCAAAGCGGCACUUCCUAGAUAUGAGAUGUAUUUCUACAACACCGUGCUCUGCUUGGCAGUCUUCUGGUCCACCUGCUGGAUCUUUGACGUGUCCAGUUCACAUGCAAACAGAAGAACGUUCAAGUCCAGCGUGAAGCCAGGAUGGCACAUUUUUGGCAGGAAAAUGGACACGGGUGAUUCCGAGUGGGCCAUGUGGAUCUGGACUUUCCGGGCUCACAUCCUGUUCGCUCUGUCGGGACAUGUCCUGUUCGCCAAGCUGUGCUCCAUGCUGGCUCCUCAGUACAGGUCCCUGGUCUACAUGGUCUACGGGCUCCUGGCUGUGUGGACCAGUAUGGGCUGGACCUACGUCACCCUCAUCCUGUCACACUGCAUCCUGCUCUACAGCAUCUCCCUGGUGAAGAUACGCUGGCUGUGCUUCCUCACUGGAUUUUUCACGCUUGCUACUUUCAAGUGCGAGCCUUUCCUGUCCUGGCAGGCAGGCUUCGUGGCGGGCGACUUCGACCUGCGUCACAUCCUGUUCUACGGAGGCUGCGGCUUCACCGUCAUGCGCUGUAUGAGCUUUGCUCUGGAGAACUGCGAGCGGAAGGAUGGCAACUUCAGCAUCCUGGAGCUGCUCAAGUACAACUUCUACCUCCCCUUCUUCUACUUCGGGCCCAUCAUGACCUUUGACAAGUUUUACCUGCAGGCCAACAAGUCGGAGCUGAGCAGGAAGGAGCAUGAGAUGUGGAACAUCAACAUGCAGGGCGUGACCCACCUGGCCGUCAUCCUCCUGGUGGACCUCCUCUUCCACUUCAUGUACAUCCUCAGCAUCCCCAGCGACAUGAAGCUCCUCAAGCACCUCUCUGACUGGGCUCUGGUGGGCGUGGCCUACUUCAACCUGCUCUAUGACUGGGUAAAAGCGGCCGUCAUGUUUGGGAUCAUCAACACCGUGUCCAGACUGGAUCAUCUGGACCCGCCCAAGCCCCCAAAGUGCAUCACGAUGCUUUACGUCUUUGCAGAAACGCACUUCGACAGAGGAAUCAACGACUGGUUGUGCAAGUACGUGUACGAUCGCCUGGGGGGGAAGCACGACAGCGUGCUGGAGGAGCUGCUGGCCACGCUGUGCACGUACGGCGUCACCAUCCUGUGGCUGGGGCCCAGCAAGGUGGUCCUCAUCUGGGCCUUCUUCAACUGCUUUGGACUCAACUUUGAGCUGUGGGCCGCCAAGUUCUUCUCCAUGGAGCCGUUUGUGUCUUUUGAGACGGCGAUGUCCGAGGCCAUGUCCCGCCGCAUCCGAGCCGUCUUCAACAUCUUCAACUUCUGGAGCAUUGUUCUGUACAACACGCUGGCGUUGAACAGCUUGGACUUUGCCAAGUUGGUGGCCAAGCGUCUGCUGCUCAAAGGGUUCCCCAUCACCACCAUCAUGGUCAUGUUUGUCACCUACUGCCUCAUUCAAGUCAUCAAGGAGCGGGAGAGGCGGCAGGCUCUCGUCGAUGAUCCUCUUCCUCCUCCUCCUCCUCCUGUGCAGCCGCUUCCUGCUGAAAUUCCGACUGUCCCGGCCGCGUCCGCCGCCACUCCGGCUCAACCCAUCGCUGAUCCCAGCAAGCAAAAAGCAGAGUAGAAGAAUGACAUAAUGCACGCAUGGAUGGCAUGAACGUAUGGAAACACGCAUUCAUCACAACUCAAAGACUCCAGACGUAAAACUACAAAAGUUCUGUCACUGAUAAAAAUAAAU
This is a messenger RNA of Doryrhamphus excisus (bluestripe pipefish), 1915 nucleotides long. RefSeq names its product hedgehog acyltransferase like, b (gene hhatlb). Gene Ontology annotation, cellular component: endoplasmic reticulum. Gene Ontology annotation, molecular function: acyltransferase activity. Lineage: Eukaryota; Metazoa; Chordata; Actinopteri; Syngnathiformes; Syngnathidae. Gene Ontology annotation, biological process: negative regulation of N-terminal protein palmitoylation. The record is from RefSeq and is a predicted model, not a curated record.